This is a messenger RNA of Mercurialis annua (annual mercury), 639 nucleotides long. RefSeq names its product glycine cleavage system H protein, mitochondrial. The record is from RefSeq and is a predicted model, not a curated record. The coding region runs from base 63 to 548 and encodes 161 amino acids. Gene Ontology annotation, cellular component: mitochondrion; glycine cleavage complex; cytoplasm. Gene Ontology annotation, biological process: glycine decarboxylation via glycine cleavage system; protein lipoylation. The transcript has 4 exons. Lineage: Eukaryota; Viridiplantae; Streptophyta; Magnoliopsida; Malpighiales; Euphorbiaceae.
AUUAAAGCUGAACAUAAGUCUAUCUUUUUGGCACUGGAAAAAAACUAAAACUAGAAUUAAGAAUGGCACUCAGAAUCUGGGCUUCUUCCACUGCCAAUGCACUCAAAAUUUCUGUUGCCUCCAGACCUCAUUUCUCUCCUUCCAGAUGCUUCUCUUCUGUUUUGGAUGGGCUAAAAUAUGCAACUUCACAUGAAUGGGUGAAGCACGAAGAUUCAGUGGCUACUGUUGGCAUCACUGACCAUGCUCAGGACCAUCUAGGAGAAGUGGUGUUUGUGGACAUGCCAGAAAUAGGGGUGGCAGUGAGUCAAGGAAAGAGUUUUGGAGCAGUAGAAAGUGUGAAGGCAACGAGUGAUAUCAACUCUCCCAUUUCUGGUGAAAUUAUUGAGGUCAACAAAAAGCUAAGUGAAGCCCCUGGCUCGAUUAAUUCAAGUCCAUAUGAAGAAGGAUGGAUGAUCAAGGUGAAGCCCAGCAACCCAUCAGAAUUAGAGACAUUGAUGGGUUCAAAGGAAUACACUAAAUUCUGUGAGGAAGAAGAUGCUGCUCAUUAGAAUUUUCUUCAUUCAUAUUCCCUUGGACUAACUUGUUACAAAAACUAUUCCAAGUCCCACUUUUUCUCAAUAAUUAAAAAAUUGUUCUCUA